Lichtheimia ornata is the source of this 1335-nucleotide messenger RNA. RefSeq names its product tRNA dimethylallyltransferase. Gene Ontology annotation, molecular function: tRNA dimethylallyltransferase activity; ATP binding. The transcript is spliced from 9 exons. Gene Ontology annotation, biological process: tRNA modification. Gene Ontology annotation, cellular component: mitochondrion. Bases 1 to 1335 code for a protein of 444 amino acids. NCBI's taxonomy places the organism in Eukaryota, Fungi, Mucoromycota, Mucoromycetes, Mucorales, Lichtheimiaceae. The record is from RefSeq and is a predicted model, not a curated record.
AUGCACAAGAUUGCAACCGUCAUUGGCACCACAGGCGUUGGCAAAUCGCAGCUGGCUGUCGAACUAUGCAAGGCGCUUUGCGGACAAGUGAUCAAUGCUGACUCAAUGCAGGUCUAUAAGGGUCUAGAUAUCAUCACCAACAAGAUGCCUGUGCAUGAACGGCAAGAUAUACCUCAUCAUCUUAUGGAUUUUCUCGAGCCAGAAGAAGAAUACAAGGUCACUGAUUUUCAAAACGACGCGACUCGUUGUAUCGAGGAUCUAAGUGCAAAAAAGCAAUUACCGGUGGUUGUUGGUGGCACCAAUUAUUACAUUCAAUCACUCCUCUGGCACAGCAUGCUGAUUACGGACCAAGAAACACAACCGAAGCCGACAGAGUUGGAUCAUCUUGAUACCCAGGAGCUUUUGACCCGUUUACAAAAGGUGGAUCCUAUCAUGGCGAACCGAUGGCAUCCUUCGGAUCGACGCAAGAUCAUACGCAGCCUACAAAUCUAUUAUCAGACGGGGCGUCCACAAAGCGAGAUCAUCAAAGAGCAACAAGAACACCACGAACGACAUGGGGUCCAAUCAAGAUUCAAAUCAUUGAUAUUCUGGCUAUAUGCGGAUCCUUCCAAACUCAAUCCUCGGCUAGAUGACCGUGUGGAUACCAUGAUCAAGGAUGGUCUAUUUGACGAGAUCAAAUCUUUGAGAAAGCAAGUAGUGGAUGGCCAAGUUAAGCUACCUGGUCAGGAUCUUGAAAGAUACCAACGUGGUCUAUGGCAGGCUAUAGGCUACAAAGAAUUCGAUCCUUAUUUUUCUGCCAUUGAACAAGAUACGCAUGGGGAAAAGGAGUUGGAUAAGAUACGCAAUGAAUGCACCGAACGAAUGAAAUCGGCAACGCGACGUUAUGCAAAACGACAAGUACAGUGGAUUCGCAACAAAUUGUUACCUAUUGUGGCCAAAUCCAAGGAUGUCGACAUAUACCUCUUGGAUGCAACAGAUCUUGAUUCCUGGGAGACAAAUGUACGAUUACCAGCAAUACAAGUCGCUGAAGCUUUCCACAAGAAUGAAACAAUGCCCGAUCCGCUGAGUUUGAGUUCAAUUGCAUCAACAAUGCUGUCGCCAUCAUCAUCUCGACUUGACUCCCAGACACGUGUAUUGACUUGGCAAAAGCAUACUUGUUCUGUUUGCAAGGCGACCAACGGUGAAAGCUUGAUCGUGAAUGGUGAUUUGGAGUGGAAACAACAUUUAUCAAGCCGUGGUCAUCGAGCAGCACUCAAACGACAAAACAAUGCCACCCGUAACCAAGCAACAAAACAAGAGAAACGCACCAAAAUAGACGACACGACCGAAGAAUAA